This is a messenger RNA of Myripristis murdjan (pinecone soldierfish), 1166 nucleotides long. Its product is annotated as zinc finger protein Gfi-1b. Gene Ontology annotation, molecular function: RNA polymerase II cis-regulatory region sequence-specific DNA binding; DNA-binding transcription factor activity, RNA polymerase II-specific. The transcript has 6 exons. The coding region runs from base 88 to 1077 and encodes 329 amino acids. Gene Ontology annotation, biological process: regulation of transcription by RNA polymerase II. NCBI's taxonomy places the organism in Eukaryota, Metazoa, Chordata, Actinopteri, Holocentriformes, Holocentridae. The record is from RefSeq and is a predicted model, not a curated record.
UGUGAGGAAGAGAACAGAGGACGCUGCAAAAGGAAAGACACUAGAAACAGUCUCAACACUCAGCUGUGCAUUCAAGAGCAGUCGACUAUGCCCCGUUCAUUCCUCGUCAAGAGUAAAAGGACUGGGUCUCAUCUGCUUUACCCAUCCGUGGACUCUGGACAUGUGGAUAUUAAACAUGAGUCCCCGUCCAGCUCUGAGGUCCAGCCCCAGAUUCAUGUCCAGUCCCACACACACACUCCCCAGACUCUGCAGUAUGGGGUGCAACUGGACGGGAAACAAUCUCUGGAUGCUGUGCAGCCUCCGUCAUCCAUGUUAGGGGUCAAAGAUUCUCUGGCUACAGCCUGCUCACCAUGGGACAGGAUGGCAGCUGGACCUCAGAGCAUGGGCCCAGCUGAGACCUUGGCUUCAGAAGCUACUUUAGAGGGUGGAGAGCCUCUGCAGCGUGUCUUGCCCUGGUCAGCGGACUGCACCCUGAGGUCUGAGAGAGAGAGGGAACUGGAGAGACUGGUUUAUAUGUUAGUCCGCCACACAUCGCACACUGACCUCAAAUCCCCUGCCAGCGAGUGCCCCCUCUGCGAAAAGGUCUUACUGUCGGGAGGUGGUCCUGAGGCUCAUUUUCAAAACUCUGUUGCACUGACAAGAUCACCCGCAGCCAGAGAACUACCCUACAUCCCCUAUGACUACAGACCCAUAGGAAAUAGUGGUAGAGCAAAGGAACGUAGUUUUGGCUGCAAGGUGUGUGGCAAAGUGUUCAAGCGCUCUUCCACCCUGUCCACCCACCUCCUCAUCCACUCAGACACACGGCCCUACCCCUGCCAGUACUGCGGCAAGAGGUUUCACCAGAAAUCAGACAUGAAGAAACACACCUUCAUACACACAGGUGAGAAGCCACAUGUGUGCAAGGUGUGCGGCAAAGCCUUCAGCCAGAGCUCCAACCUCAUCACCCACAGCCGUAAGCACAGCAACAACCGGCCUUUCAGCUGCUCCCACUGUCAGCUCAGCUUCCAGCGCAGGGUUGACCUACAGCGCCACCAAGAGACUGAGUGUGGCUAUGGAGACAUGUACAGUCGAAGAUGAGUCCGGGCAGGCUGGUCUGUGGUAGCAGGCCUGUGUUAAAACAGGAUUGUAAUUAUACAUAAAGACUUAAGAGUUUCAAACAAGCUUUA